UAUCCACAACAAUGUGGCUUCACCAGCAGAAAAGUUCACCUUUGCAGAUUUAGCACAUUAAAAAUAAACUAUUAUUCACAAGAAAUGGGCAACGGACUAUGAAGCGAGAACUUUAUUGGUGAGGGUAUAAGCGCAUAGCUGCUUAGAGAUCCUCUCCACCCUCUCCAGUUCAAGUUGAGCGCACAAGACGCCAUCUGUUCUCUCCCUCUCAAACCCUCUCAGACAGUCUGAAUAACUCUUGGUCGGAAUGACGUUUGUUUCUGGCAGCAAAAUGGACUUCCUGUCCCCGCGAUAUCACAAGCAGUCCCUAGUUCAAACUCUCUGUCGUUUUGGAUUGUUCGUGAUCUGUAUGGGAAUGGUGUUGACCAUGUCUAUGUAUCCCAUGCUGAGGUUCCUGGGUGGAAAGCUCCAUUCUUCCUUUACAGGGAGCUAUCUACCUGGACACCACUCUGUUCUCCUCGUCAACUGCCCCAACGAACAGACAGCCAAGGACAUCGGCCGAGCCAUUAUGGAGAGGAGGAUGGCAGCAUGCAUCAAUAUUCUGCCCAGGACCUCCACCAUGUAUUACUGGAAAGGGGAGAUUCAAGAUGCGACGGAAAUUCUGAUGUUGGUGAAGACGAGGACCUCGAAGACCCAAAGGCUCAUAGACUAUGUCAAGUCUGUGCAUCCCUAUGAGACUCCAGAGGUGCUUAGCUUCCCUGUGGAGGACGGGAGCCUGCCCUAUUUGAAGUGGGUGGAUGAGGCUGUUCCUGACGACUGACCAGUGAGGGAGAAUAUCCUCAAUGACUUGUGAUCUUAUUGGAAGUGAAUCUCCAAUCUAUUGGUUAACCGGAGAGUAAGGCAACAGCGAUUGGCUGGGAACCAGCAAGCUUUGGAUUGGCUUGAGGGGUUCCAAGUUCAAACUCUUGCUUUUGAACUUGAUCCACAGAUGCUAAAUGUUUAGCUCCUCCCACCAUGACAUUGAUAUUGACUCAUAGUUGUUUUGCCUCUGUUUUAUACAGGUCCUGUUGUUGCCAUUGAAAUUCCGAGCUUGACAUGACCUCAACGUUCAAUGUCAGUUUGUCAGAGCUGAAAGAGUUUGUAGCUCCAGAUCUGCAGAUAAUUAUCUCAAAAAAACAUUAAACAUUAAAUAAUAAUAUUCAGUGUUGAUUCAAGGUAUUAGUUACAUUAGACUGUUUAUUUAAAAUUUAUAUUGUAUUGUAUUCCUAAAACAUCAGAUUCAUUGUUAGAUUAAAUCACAUUCCUUUUACUUAUCUGGUUUCUCUCUAGAUGAGAGCACCCCUGUUUACCGUUUCACUGUGAACCAAAAAGUUGAUUGCACUGCAUUUUGAGAGGGAAUCUUGAACACUGUUUGUGUUCUAAGGAUAACUUUUUGUAAUAUAUGAUGGCACAAAUACGUUCCUUAUUCCUUAAGGUGAUACAUACAGUUUAAGUCAGAAGUUUACAUACACCUUAACCAAAUACAUUUAAACUCUGUUUUUCA
Messenger RNA from Oncorhynchus nerka (sockeye salmon), 1483 nucleotides. RefSeq names its product protein CutA homolog. Gene Ontology annotation, biological process: response to metal ion. The record is from RefSeq and is a predicted model, not a curated record. Gene Ontology annotation, molecular function: copper ion binding. The coding region runs from base 248 to 760 and encodes 170 amino acids. The transcript has 6 exons. NCBI's taxonomy places the organism in Eukaryota, Metazoa, Chordata, Actinopteri, Salmoniformes, Salmonidae.